AUGGAGGCGUGCGUGCCCUCCCUCAGGGGGGGCGAGCUGCUCGCCUCACACCGGCGCCGCCGACUCCCCGCGCGCUCGGCCGCGCCUGAAGCCGGAAGCAGCGUGGCCUCCGUCGCUGCUGGAACUGCGAGGAACGAUGAUCGGGAGCGAAUCUGUAGAUUGGACUCCUUCAAGCGGCUGAAGCAGAUCGGCGAGGGGGCGUUCGGCACCGUCUCGAAGGCGCGCGACCGCCGCACCGGCGAAGUGGUCGCCAUCAAGUCCGCACGCGACGGCAGCAGCGAGGCGGCGGCGGCGCUGCUGCGGGAGGCCGCGAUGCUCGCGGCGUGCGCCGGCAACCCCGCGGUGGUGGCGCUCCGGGAGGUGGCCUGGUCGGAGGACGGCGGCCUGCACCUGGUGAUGGAGUUCGUAGGCCACAGCCUCCACGACAUCAUCAGCGCGCGCCGCCGCCAUGGGCUCCGGUUCACCGAGUCGGAGGCGCGCCACGCGAUGGCGCAGCUUCUGGCCGGCGUGGGGUCGAUGCACGCCCACGGCAUCGUCCACCGCGACCUCAAGCCCGGGAACGUGCUUGUCGGGGAGCACGACCGCCGGCUCAAGAUCUGCGACCUCGGCCUCGCCAGGUCAGCCGCCGCGCCGCUGCCGGACGCGCGGCUGGAGGGCACGCUCGGUUACAUCGCGCCGGAAGCGCUCCUGUGCCAGAAGAACUGCGGCGGGCCCGUCGACAUAUGGGCUCUCGGCUGCAUCAUGGCAGACCUCGUCGGCGGGGAGAAGCUCUUCCCGGAGGAGGAUGAGUACAGGCAGCUGAUCAGCAUCAUGGACCUCCUAGGGAUCCCCGACGACGUGUCAUUGAUGCCGCUGGGCAUCACGGCGGCGGCGCCAAGCAAGCUGCGGGAAAAGGUGCCGGAGGAGCGGCUGUCGCCGGCGGGUUUUGAAGUCCUGUGUGGCCUGCUGGAAUACGACCCCAAGGACAGGCUCACCGCCGCGGCGGCACUGCAGAUGCCAUGGUUUGAAGGCAAGGAAGACUGA
Panicum hallii is the source of this 1023-nucleotide messenger RNA. RefSeq names its product putative cyclin-dependent kinase F-2. The record is from RefSeq and is a predicted model, not a curated record. Gene Ontology annotation, molecular function: MAP kinase activity; ATP binding. Gene Ontology annotation, cellular component: nucleus; cytoplasm. Lineage: Eukaryota; Viridiplantae; Streptophyta; Magnoliopsida; Poales; Poaceae. The transcript has a single exon. Gene Ontology annotation, biological process: intracellular signal transduction; protein phosphorylation. Bases 1 to 1023 code for a protein of 340 amino acids.